Penicillium subrubescens is the source of this 846-nucleotide messenger RNA. RefSeq lists its product as uncharacterized. The record is from RefSeq and is a predicted model, not a curated record. NCBI's taxonomy places the organism in Eukaryota, Fungi, Ascomycota, Eurotiomycetes, Eurotiales, Aspergillaceae. The transcript has 8 exons. Bases 1 to 846 code for a protein of 281 amino acids.
AUGUAUAGCUUUUACAAGUACAUUACUUCAAGUAUUUCGUCACAGCAAUCUCGAGCACAGGAUUUAGAAUGGAAUCUCCCAGGACGGCAAUUGUUACAGGUCUCUAGAUGCACGCUCAUCUCAUUUAUUCCGUCUCAACUAACAAUGAAUAUAGGUGGUGCCGAUGGCUUCGGGGCAGCCAUUGUUGACAGGUUCAGCCGAGAGGGUUGGAAAGUCAUUAUGAUCGAUCUGAAUAAAUCUGGGGGAGAGGCCAAGGCUCGUGCCGAUCCUAACUUAGAGUAUGUCUUCGGUGAUGUAUCAAAGCAAGAGACCUGGGAAACUGCACUAGGAAUUAUUCGAAACAAGUAUGGAAGGGUGGAUGUCAUUGUCAACAACGCAGGGAUAACGCAUGACCCAUCUCCACUCCACACAAAGUCUAUAGGCGAAUAUGAGAAAACCUUCAAUGUGAACGUGAAGCCUAUCUUCCUCAGUGCCGCUAAUUUCGCUCCAUUUAUGCUGGAACAAGGACAUGGUGUCUUUACCAACAUCACAAGUACCGGAUGCACCCGGCCUCGCCCAGGGUUCGCGAUCUACAAUGCGUCAAAAGCAGCUGUCACGACUCUGAAACUAAACAUUUUGUUGGAAGGGAUUCACCAAAACACUAGCGCUCGAAUACGCACCAAUAAUCAGAUUCAAUUGCAUUGCCCCUGCGGUUGGAAAUACUUCAAUGGGGUCGUAGAGUCUAUACCCAUGAAGAGAGUUACCCAGCCUCAGGACGUGGCAAACGCUGCCUGGUAUUUGGGUUCAGAUGAGAGCUCAUUUGUUACUGGCACAACUUUAGAAGUAGAUGGAGGAAGGGGAGUGUAA